AUGGACAUGAACAUCUUUCCUAAGGUAGUUCAGGAGUGGCGCAAGAGAAAUGCCUACAUAGGAGAGCCCGCCGUUGCCAAGGGAAAUGACAAAACGACCACACCUGCCUCUGCUGCCGCCGCCGCUUCAACUGCUUCCAAAAUCGAUAUUGGCAAAUUGGAUGCUGAGCUGAACACACUCUCAACGCAGAUUGACCAGCUGACUGCACAGUUUGACAAGUUGAAGCUGCAGUAUAAGAGCGUUGUCAAAAAGGAGUGGAAGCCCUCAACCGCCGUUUCUGGUGCUACUCCAGCUAGUACGACAACUCCAUCAGCUCCUGCGGCCGCCGAUUUCGUGGCCGACUUGGAUAAGCGGAUUCGUCAACAGGGCGAUCUGGUGAGGAAGCUCAAGGGCGACAAGGCUGAAAAGGCUACCAUCGAUGAGGCGGUUAAAAAGCUACUCGCAUUGAAAGGAGAGUUUAAGACUGUCGCAAAGGUCGACUGGAAGCCCGAUUUCGUGCCACCGCAAUCGAGUGCUCCUGCUGCUCCUUCCGCCGCCGCCGCUGGUGCUUCAGAUGGUUCUGCUGCCAAAGACUUGGACUCGCAAAUCAAAGCCCAGGGAGACCGAGUACGUCAGCUGAAGACGGAGAAGGCUUCAGCUGAGGCGGUGAAGGUCGAAGUGGCAAAGCUGCUGGACCUGAAGAAGCAGUACAAGGAGGUGACCGGUGCUGAGUGGAAGCCUGAAACGCAAGCGCCAGCGUCAACCAAAGCAAAGACUGCUGCUCCGGCCGAGGCUGCUGCCAAGCCUGGCAAGCAGGCCAAACCAGCCAAGGCCUCUCAGCCGGCCCCAUCUGCAGGUCCAGCUGGCGACUCUAGUGGAAAGGCCGUGAAGAAGGCCACCCGUCUGGGCAUGGAAACCUCGAAGUCCGCCAACUACUCUGAGUGGUUCACCGAGGUGAUCACCAAGGCGGAGAUGAUCGAGUACUACGACGUGAGCGGCUGCUACAUUCUCCGCCCCUGGUCGUACGCCAUCUGGGAGGCCAUUCAGGGCUUCUUUGACGCAAAGAUCAAGACGCUGGGCGUGAAGAACUGCUACUUCCCCUGCUUCAUCUCCAAGAGCGCCCUCGAGACGGAGAAGACGCACAUUGCCGACUUUGCCCCCGAGGUGGCCUGGGUGACGAAGAGCGGCAGCAGCGAGCUGGCUGAGCCCAUCGCCAUUCGCCCCACCUCGGAGACGGUGAUGUACCCUAGCUACGCCAAGUGGACGCAGUCCCACCGAGACCUGCCCAUUCAGCUGAACCAGUGGUGCAAUGUCGUCCGCUGGGAGUUCAAACAGCCCACUCCCUUCCUGCGAACGCGCGAGUUUCUCUGGCAGGAGGGCCACUCUGCCUUUGCCACGAAGGAGGAGACGAUGAAGGAGGUGCUGACCAUUCUCGACUUUUACGCCGCCGUCUACGAGGAGCUGCUGGCCAUUCCGGUGAUCAAGGGACAGAAGACGGAGAAGGAGAAGUUUGCAGGCGGCGACAUGACCACCACCAUUGAGGCGUACGUCGAUGUGAAUGGCCGUGGCAUUCAAGGGGCAACGUCGCACUUUCUCGGGCAGAACUUCUCCAAGAUGUUUGAUAUGAGCUUUGAGGACCCGAACACCCCCGGUCAGAAGUGCUACGCCUACCAGACGAGCUGGGGACUGUCGACGCGCACCAUUGGUGCCAUGAUCAUGAUCCACGGCGACGACAAGGGCCUGGUGCUGCCGCCCCGGGUGGCCUCUCUUCAGGUGGUCAUUGUGCCUUGUGGCAUCACCGUCAAGACCUCCAAGGAGGAGGUGAAGAGCCUCAAUGAGCAGUGUAACCAGCUGGCACUGAAGUUGAAGGACGGCGGCGUCAGGGUUCAGGUCGACGAUCGCGAUCACGUCUCUCCGGGAUGGAAGUUCAACCACUGGGAGCUGAAGGGUGUGCCCAUUCGCGUGGAGCUCGGACCAAAGGACCUGGCGAAGGGCGAGUUUGUCACUGUGCGCCGUGACACUGGCGAGAAGGCGUCGGCCCAGCUGGCGAACGCCCUGACGACGGUGACCACCCUGCUGGAGUCCAUUCACAAGACGCUCUUUGAUCGUGCCACCAAGCUGCGUGAUGACCGGAUGGUGGUCACCGAGGACUGGAAGGUGCUGCUCGAUCGACUCAACGAGAAGUACAUCAUUAUGGCUCCCUUCUGCGGCGACAAGGACUGCGAGGAGGUCAUCAAGAAGGAAAGCACCAGAGAGGACACCGAGGACGCUGCCGGUGGGCCGCUGAUGGGCGCCAAGUCGCUGUGCAUUCCCUUUGUGCAGCCGAAGGAGCUGCAAGCCGGUCAGAAGUGUGUUCACCCGGACUGCAAGCGAAAGGCACUCAAGUACACACUCUUUGGUCGAAGCUAUUAG
Molecule: messenger RNA, 2391 nt
Organism: Rhagoletis zephyria (snowberry fruit fly)
Lineage: Eukaryota; Metazoa; Arthropoda; Insecta; Diptera; Tephritidae
Source: RefSeq, a predicted model, not a curated record